Messenger RNA from Drosophila biarmipes, 582 nucleotides. RefSeq lists its product as uncharacterized. NCBI's taxonomy places the organism in Eukaryota, Metazoa, Arthropoda, Insecta, Diptera, Drosophilidae. The record is from RefSeq and is a predicted model, not a curated record. The transcript is spliced from 2 exons. Bases 19 to 471 code for a protein of 150 amino acids.
UUCGGAGUCACAAGAGAUAUGUUGUCCUUUAUUGUCAUUUGGUUAUUAUCAAUGAAUGUGAAAUGGUGCCAGCCGAUGUAUUUCCUUCUACCAACUACGGUUGGUACCCGAAGUUUGGACUUGAGAGAGGAAACAUUUUACCAGGAACCAAUAGAAGCCACUCCAUUCAUGGAUGACCCCGCCAAGCUAUUCGCACCCAAUGAUUUUUUCGGAGAAUUCAACAAGUUCGUCAACGGCGUCCAGCAGUUCGUGCAGCAUCCGCCGACUUCACUGUACAGUGCGUUCAACCAACUGCAGAGCAAUGCCAAGAAGAACCACCAGAAACAGAAGCCCGUGAAAAACAAGGUGGUUCUUGACCCCUUCGGCCAAAUUUCAUUCACCCUGGGCUGGUCGGCCAACCUGCAGGUGUUCAAUAGCAUCGGUUUCAGCAAGAACCGGAGUCUGGUCAAUUACAAUGCAUGGGCCAAUUAAGGGUUAACAAACCGCUGGGCCAAAGCAAUAACUAAAAGCUAACAUACUUCUGGGCUGCUGCAUGUCAUUUAAGUUGGAAUUAAGCGGAAUUUUAUAUAAUACAAAAUAAAU